CGGACAGUGGUUGAAACAAAGUAGAUGACAUGUAAUUUAAAUGUAUAUGACGGUGCCAUAAGAUGGGGGUCGUUAAGCCUGACGUAUUUCCAAAUGCAGCCAGUCUUCAUGGUCAUCAUGAGCUGACACUGAUCUUCAGUUGAGUUCGGCCCACAGCCAAAAGAUGAACGUCAACGUCCUUAGGCUGUUAUUCAUAUUGAUCGCACUCGCGAUUCACACGGAGCAGUUAUCGUUACCUACCGAUUCCAGCUACAAUGCUGCAGUUGUGGAGUUACCUGUCCAAGUGGGAACUCCCAGGGAGCGUGUCGAGCUGGCCAAAAUACUCUACAUGAAUAUUAUCGAGUCGAAUGACACCGCCGACCUGGACAUUCUUGUUUUUCCCGAGUAUGUGCUGAGCAAUCGAGAUUCGGCGACCUUUGUGCCAAAUCCCGAGCAGAACGUAAUACCGUGCUUUGAGCCCGAUUACGAAAUGUUUCUGGUCGAGAUCAGUUGUGCUGUGCGCGCACGUCGCAUCUAUGUGGUGCUCAAUCUCGCGGAGAAGGAAUUAUGCGGAGCGAAUUACGGUUCAGACACCUGGAAUCCCUGUCCCGCCAACGGGGUGCGUUACUUCAAUACCAAUGUGGUCCUCGAUCGCGAUGGUCGUGUGGUGUCGCGUUAUCGCAAAUCGCAUUUGUGGCGCCAGGAGUACAAAAGUACCUCCGUAUUGCGGCAACCGGAUAUGUCCACCUUCGACACGGACUUUGGCGUCACCUUUGGCCACUUCAUUUGCUUCGACAUGCUCUUCUAUGAGCCUGCCAUGCGAUUGGUGAUCGAGCGCAACAUCACCGACAUCAUCUAUCCCACGUAUUGGUUCUCGGAGCUGCCCUUUUUGGGUGCAGUGCAGCUGCAGGAAGGCUGGGCGUUUGCCAACGACAUCAAUCUGCUUGCCGCCGAUGGCAGUGAUCCGGCUGGCAAGACAACCGGCUCCGGCAUCUAUGCCGGACGUGCUGGACGCCUUUCGGCUGGUAUCUUUGAGCAGCCCACACAUCAUAUGUUCAAGGCACGCGUGCCCAAGCGAAGUCGCUACACCGGAGAAGCCUUUGAGCUGCCGCCGAAGGUGUUGCCAGCAUUUAGUCAGCAGUUGAUUACGCCACGGUAUACGGCACUCGAUACGUUCAGGGAUUACAAUGUGGACAUCUUUGAGACGCGGCUGCUCGCUGUCGACUUUCUGAAUGUCACGCAGCGUCUGUGCCACGAAGAUUUCUGCUGUGACUUCGAGGUGGAGCGUUCAUUGAUUGGCAACUCCGCCGAUUAUGCUCAGUAUCGCUAUCGCUUAGGUGUGUAUCACGGCAAUGAGACGACCUUCAUCCGUGUGGAUCGCAGCGAGCAGGCUGUGUGUGCACUGUUUGCCUGCACCUCGGAUGAGUUGCUCAGCUGUGGCCGCAUCUUUUCCGCUGCACAACCGACGGCCAAUCAGUAUUACUUUAGGCACAUUCGCAUUUCGGGUUUGUUUCCGGCAGCGAAGCGUCGCUUGAUCAUGCCCAGCACUUUGGAUGGCGUCAUGUUGCCCCUGGAUGUGGCUCAGUACACUUGGAGCGAAUCGCCGCCGGCCAAGCAGCUGCAGGAUUCAUUGAUCAGUCUGGAGCUAACGGCGCCCAAGAAUGAUCUCUUGACCUUUGCCAUUUGGGCCAAUUACUUUACCGAGCUACCAACCACACAUAAUUUGGAUCAUUUCCAACCUGUUCCAUCUCCAAGUACUCCUGGCAACAACAACAACACGAGCAACGCAGCUGCUUCCAGCAUUUAUGCUGCAGUCUCCACUUUGUGCCUUCUUCUGCUGGCAGCUGCUCUUAAGGCUUGAGCCUGCGAAGCGUUCUUUCUGCUUAUUACAACCUUUUUUUUUAAUACUUUAUAGAUUUUUGCAUUUAUUUGUUAUUUCAAUUAAUUUAAAUAAAAAACAGGCACUCCUUAAGUCCUUUUUAUUUCCAACAA
This is a messenger RNA of Drosophila nasuta, 1971 nucleotides long. It is a transcript of the gene Btnd, whose product is annotated as Biotinidase. Bases 164 to 1840 code for a protein of 558 amino acids. The transcript is spliced from 2 exons. The record is from RefSeq and is a predicted model, not a curated record. Lineage: Eukaryota; Metazoa; Arthropoda; Insecta; Diptera; Drosophilidae.